CCUCCCUUUCCGGUCGGGUCCGCCCGGUCUCCUCCGGCAACCACGUGGGUUUAGGCUGGACUCUUCCUGAGUUGUUGCGGUUCUUGGUGUUUCCCGGGUCUGGGCUGCUGAGGUCCUGCAGGGCCGUGAGGACGUCACCAUGCCUAAAGCUCUAAAGGGAAAAACUGUAGGACGGGAAAAAAAAGUCAUCCAUCCAUAUAGUAGAAAAGCAGCUCAAAUUACAAGAGAGGCCCACAAACAAGAAAAAAAGGAAAAAUUGAAGAAUGAAAAGGCAUUGCGUCUCAACCUUAUUGGUGAAAAACUGCAGUGGUUUCAAAGUCAUCUUGAUCCCCAAAAAGUAGUAUAUUCAAAGAAAGAUGCUUGCGAAUUAAUUGAAAGGUAUUUAAAUCGAUUCAGCAGUGAACUAGAGCAGAUUGAAUUACAUAACAGCAUCAAAGACAGGCAGGGAAGGCGGCACUAUUCCCGGGAGACAGUCAUCAAGCAGACAAUGGAGCGUGAACGACAACUGUAUGAAGGAUACGGCCUUGAGAUUCCAGACAUUGUAAAUGCAGGUAAUCUGAGAACUUUUAGGGAAUGGGAUUUCGAUCUGAAGAAAUUGCCAAACAUUAAAAUGAGAAAAAUUUGUGCUAAUGAUGCAGUCCCCAAGAAGUCUAAGAAGAAAACUGUUACGGCUGUAGACAAAGAUUUAGGGGAACUGGCACUAAAAGAUGAAUCAAGUGAUUCAGAUGAGGAAAUGACAGCAGUGGCCUAAUUGUCCUUUGUUUGAGGUGAAAGUAAAUAAUUUGAGAGCUUCGA
Messenger RNA from Ailuropoda melanoleuca (giant panda), 795 nucleotides. RefSeq names its product translation machinery associated 16 homolog (gene TMA16). Gene Ontology annotation, cellular component: nucleus. The record is from RefSeq and is a predicted model, not a curated record. Lineage: Eukaryota; Metazoa; Chordata; Mammalia; Carnivora; Ursidae. The coding region runs from base 140 to 751 and encodes 203 amino acids. The transcript has 7 exons.